AUGUUUCCUAGCUUGACCCCCACCAUCGCCCCAGUCCCGUUCCGGUCCUUUCUCUCGGUAUUUGGCUCUCAGGCGUCAGAGUUUCUUAAUGGCAUGCUGGCAACGUCAGUACACGAGCCUCGGCGACCUGCGUUUUCGACAGUGCUAAAUGCCCAGGGAAGGGUUCUCUACGAUGUAUUCCUACACACGCAAAAAGAUGAAAAGGGAAAGCCUGGAUACAUAAUUGAAUACGAUUCACGCCCCUCGGAGGCUCCACCGCUUUACGGCCUGCUCAAGCGGUACGUCUUGCGGUCCAAGGUCAAGAUCAGGGAUGUCUCCCAGGAAUACGACACAUGGGCUGCCUGGGGUUCACCUGAACAUUCACACUGGGAGACGGAACGAAAUUGGCACUGGGAAAACAGUGGAGCUAUGGAGCCCAUUUGGCCGGCCGAGAGUGAAUGGCCUUGGGGAGUCGAAGACGGUAUCAUACGCGACAGAAGAGCACCCGGGAUGGGUUCGAGGAUUCUCGUACGCAAGGGCGACCCUCCAAAGGAAUCCCUCUCGCAUGAUAUCCAGACGUCCGACGCAUAUACCCUUCUUCGUAUACUCAAGGGGGUCCCUGAAGGCCCUGUUGACAUCCCACCCUUGCAUGCGUUUCCGAUGGACUCCAACUUGGAUAUAAUGGGAGGCCUUGACUUUCGGAAGGGCUGCUAUGUCGGGCAGGAGCUCACAGUGCGAACAUAUCACACAGGUGUCAUACGGAAAAGAAUCCUUCCUGUUGUGAUACGCGACUACCAAAUGUACGUAUUCUAUUGCUGGUCAUCCCCCGUUGCCCAGUCACUGCCUUCGGGCCUUGACAUACGCCCAAUUCCUCGUGAAGAUUCCCAGAAUAAAUCUCCGCGUCCGCGGGGAACCAGUAAACUUCUGACAUCGCUGCAUGGGCAUGGCCUGGCCCUGUUCCGAUUAGAACACCUGAAGAAUGCAUAUUUGACGGAAGAAGAACCCCAGCAGUUCUCCCUGCAGACUGAUGAUUCUGCAACGUGGAUAGUUGAACCUCAAUGGCCCCAAUGGUGGGACUGGUGUAAACGCUCAGGUGUUCUGUAG
This is a messenger RNA of Desarmillaria tabescens, 1083 nucleotides long. Its product is annotated as Aminomethyltransferase folate-binding domain-containing protein. Gene Ontology annotation, cellular component: mitochondrial matrix. NCBI's taxonomy places the organism in Eukaryota, Fungi, Basidiomycota, Agaricomycetes, Agaricales, Physalacriaceae. The record is from RefSeq and is a predicted model, not a curated record. Gene Ontology annotation, molecular function: protein binding. The coding region runs from base 1 to 1083 and encodes 360 amino acids. Gene Ontology annotation, biological process: iron-sulfur cluster assembly. The transcript has 5 exons.